Molecule: messenger RNA, 2752 nt
Organism: Cornus florida
Lineage: Eukaryota; Viridiplantae; Streptophyta; Magnoliopsida; Cornales; Cornaceae
Product: putative germin-like protein 2-1
Exons: 2
Coding region: 1977-2495 (172 amino acids)
Cellular component (GO): cell wall
Molecular function (GO): manganese ion binding
Source: RefSeq, a predicted model, not a curated record
UCGGGGAGAUGACUUGUAAUAGAAAAGAAUAGGAAAUUAUAAUUCAUAUUUCGACUCCAUUUAUAUAGGAAUUUAUAAAGUAAGGAAGAUGACAAUGACGACCCCAUUCGUAUCUGUUUGGCAAAAUAAUUAUUUAAAGAAACGAGUUAAACGGCUCUUAAAGAAUGACAUAAAUGGCUUUAGUUACUGUGAGUUAAAAAAAUCAAUUAAAAAUGUUGUAUUGACUCAGAAAUAACACCUAUUAUUGAACAGUAUUGAGGUUCAUAUCAGGCUUAUCCUGAUAACAAAUACAUUAACUAGUGGAAGGUGAGAGACAAUGAUCAUAAAUUAGGUGGGCUUGUUGACAACGAGGGGAUAUAGGGUCCAAUUGGUGAGUUGUAACGAUAAUGCGUUUAAUAAACCCAUAGGGGUCCAACUGGUGAGUUGUGACAAUAAUGUUUCUAAACCAAAAUAUUAGUUUGGUUGUAACAAGCAACUCCUUAAUGAAAUUUCCAUUUGACAUUAGUAACCACUGCAAUUUGCAAGCUGAACAAAUUGAUUGUAACUUGUAUUGAAUAAUAAUGAUUGGUAGUUCGCACUUGUUGGUUUAAUUAGUUAUUUGGUCAUUUAUCGUGUAUAACUUGCAUGAAACCAUUUCUGAGUCUUUUUCUUGAGAAAUAUUUCCCUGUAACCAUCAAAAUGGUGUAAAAUUUACUGAAAUUUGAGCAUUAUUUAGUUUCACGUAGCCACCUAGGAUGAUCAAAAUGCCCUCAGUUUAACCAAAUGGUCUUAUGACCUAUAGUCUAAUGAUAUAAUCUCUCAUUCCAGAAGGGGAGGUUGAGAGUUCGAGUCUCACUAGGGAGGCUGUGGAUAAUGGGUGUGUAGCUCGGCCGCUCUAAACCGAAGUAACUCUAAUUUUCUGAUCUAGCGAACCUUUGGACUGUCUCUACACCCCUAUCUCCUUUAUCACUGAUGUUUUUAUGCGUUGAGCGUAGCUUUGGAUGUCAAUGAAAUUAAAAUGACUGUUUUAUUUACAUAUCAUUUGGAGGUGAAAAUCCAUUAUUGAAGGAAAUUAGAGCCAUUGCCACAACUAGAUGAGUUUAAUAAUCUUUGUCAAAGUUUCUGCUUAUUACUCGUCAGUGGAUACCAAAAUGGACUCUUCAAAGGAAGAAGGAAGUUAUAGGAUAGUUAACAGGUAUUCUGCAUUAUGUUUCUGAUAUACUCAAGCAUAAAUCACUAUAAUUAAUGUUGUUAUAAUGUGAAUGUAAUGGACGUACACAAAUCUUAAUUUGUACUACUUUUUUUCUUUUUGUUUUCUUUAUUUUGGCCACAGUAUCAUAAUUUGUUAGAGGAAUCUUCGAUUGAAGAAAAGUCUCGAACUAUAUAUAUAUAUAUUUAUAUAUAUAUAUAUUUCUUUUAAUAUUUGUUCUUGUUUUUUACUCUCCAGAUUGAUAAUAGCUAUUUUCAAUCCCUUUUAAUACGAAGAAAUACUUCAUACAGAGACUAAUAAACUUAUCUUAGUCGGCAAUUUACACCCUUGCAUCAAUCCAGAGCUUCUUCGAUGUUUAUCAUGUUAUUAGACCUGAUAAAUUCAACAUGUUUGUAUAGCUUUGGCUGACCGAUUCAUCAGAAUAUUCAAUUUUUAUAUUCCCUUAUUAUAUCAUGAAAAAUUAGCUUGCAUUCAUUCAGAGGCAUAUCCCUAGCCGGCGCGAUUACAUUUUCCAUGCACGGUAUUAUGAUGAACAGCAAAGAGGACUCUUUCAUUCUCCUUCUUUCUAGCCUCUAUCUCUAUAUAAGCACUGCAUAUGUACUGGUACUUGUAUCACAACUGAAAUAUAUAUAAAGUUCUCGAUCUAUAUUGAUUAUUUGCAAUGGCCUCUUAUUUUAUUUUGUUAGCGACCUUGGCUAUAACUUGUUCUGUUGCUUUGGCAUCUGAUUAAAGUCCUCUUCAAGAUUUCUGUGUUGGAGACAAGAAUGGUCCAGUGCUAGUGAAUGGCAUGGUUUGCAAGGACCCCAAGCUUGUACAAGCCGACGAUUUCUUCUUCAGUGGGUUUCACAUGGCAGGCAACACGUCGAAUGCAGUUGGAUCAAAGGUGACUCCGGUAAACGUAGCUCAGAUAGCAGGACUCAACACUCUUGGCAUCUCCCUUGCACGUAUAGACUUUGCACCAUUGGGCAUCAACCCUCCCCACACGCAUCCUCGUGCUAGUGAAAUUUUGACAGUCCUUGAAGGCACCCUUUAUGUGGGGUUUGUCACCUCCAACCAGGAAAACCGUCUCAUCACUAGGAUACUUCGCGAGGGUGAUGCGUUUGUGUUCCCGGAAGGUCUUAUCCACUUCCAGAAAAACAUGGGAUUAAAGGCAGUUGCCGUUGCAGCUUUCAGCAGCCAAAAUCCUGGUGUUAUUACCAUUGCCAAUGCUGUCUUUGGAUCAAAACCAGACAUUUCUAGUGAUGUUCUAGAAAAGGCUUUCCAAGUAGACAAGAACAUAACCUAUCAGAUGCAGUCGCGGUUCUAGCCACUGGGCGGGCAACAUUUUGGAACUUCCAAGUCAAGAAGAAUGGCUCACUCAACUGGGUGUCUGGAAUGUUUACAUUAUGUUUGUGUUUGGCUUGCAAUUUGUUGAUUUCAUUUCUUUGUUAUAUUAAUUGAUUUUUUUUUUUUUUUUUUCCAAAGAGCAAUAAAAAUUUUGGGAUGCAAAUUAUAUAAUUGUCAAACACUGUGCUUGUGCAUAUUAUAACUGAGUGGUCAAGUAACUCUUCUCAAUUCUUCCUA